AUGCGCACGUGGACGUGGCCGCUUCUGGCGGUUCUGGCGGCGGUGGCGGCGGCCUCGGCCAUUGCCGUCCCCGUGGAGCCCGCCCCCGCCGUCGCCGACGCCGUCCAGGGCGACGCCAGUCCGCAGCCAGCCGCGGGCCAGGAGGGCCUUGCACCCACUGACGCGUCCAGCCGCGCCAAAAAGAGUCUCGACUUGGAGGUUGGCGGCUGGAAGACGCUGCAGGGAGAGGAGCAGGAGGGCGCGUCCAGCCACAUGCUGGCGCUCGGCCUCGGACACGACUUCGGCGGCCACGACAUCGGCCUCGGCGGCCACGGCGACCUCGGCGGCGACCUCGGCGGAGACCUCAGCGAGCUGAGCGGGCAUGAAGCCGAACUCGGAGGAGGCGGCGACAUCGGCGGUGACGACCACCACUGCAAGUGGGAGAAGAAGCUCGAGUGGAAGACGGAGUGGAAGCAGGAGUACAAGACCGUCAAGAAGCAGGUCCUCAAGACCAAGUGGAAGAAGAUCCAGGUGCCCGUCUGGAACGAGAUCCAGGUGCCGUCGCACAAGGAGAUCGAGGUGCCCGACUGGAAGACCGUCAAGGUGCCCGUCUGGAAGGAAGUCAAGGUGCCCGCCUGGAAGGAAAUCAAGGUCCCCGAGUACAAGAUCGUCAAGAAGCCCUACUACAAGGAGGUCAAGAUCCCCAUCACCAAGGAGAUCAAGGUGCCCGCCUGGAAGAAGAUCUUGAUCCCCGUCUGGAAGGUGACCGUGGAGAGUGGACACGACGACUGGGACGACCACCACAGCAAGAAGAAGGUGCACAAGAAGCUGACCUGGAAGACCGAGUACAAGCAGAUCUGGAAGACCGAGCACAAGACGGAGUACAUCACCAAGAAGGAGGAGCACUUCCACGAGGAGAAAAUCAUGCUCUGGAAGACCGAGAAGAAGCAGAUCUGGGUGACCAAGAAGGUCCAGGAGUUUAAGGAGGAGAAGGUCCAGAUCUGGAGGAAGGAGAAGAAGACCAUCUGGGUGACGAAGAAGGUGCAGAGCUUCAAGGACGAGUGGCAGAGCUACCAGGAGCCUGAGACCAAGGAGGAGCAGGUGCCCGAGUGGAAGUCCGUGCAGGUCCCCGUCUGGAAGAGCGUCUGCGUGCCGCAGCACCACGAGGAGCCCAAGCACGGCUGGGAGUAGCGAUGCGGCGGAUGUGGUCAUGGAGGAACAAGUUUGGGACUAGUCACAGUGGUCGGUCACAGCCACCCAGAACCCAGAUCUCACUGCCUUACUCGUCGGCCGGGCCAGCGCAUCCAGCGCACCAACCAGCCUGUCCGCGACCAACCGACUGUUUUCCUGUUUUGUUAAGUUUUACGUGUUUAAAGUUGCCUGUUUUUUUACUUUUAAUAAA
This is a messenger RNA of Thrips palmi, 1381 nucleotides long. RefSeq names its product titin-like. The transcript has 3 exons. Bases 1 to 1170 code for a protein of 389 amino acids. Lineage: Eukaryota; Metazoa; Arthropoda; Insecta; Thysanoptera; Thripidae. The record is from RefSeq and is a predicted model, not a curated record.